UUUCAGGGCGGGGUUUCGUUUGGCAACUAUAAAUAUGUGACGUAAGCGCGCUUCCUUCUCUUUCCUCCGCUAUCCUAAAGGAGUUUGGCAACCUGACGGUGUAACAUCCGCUCUAUCCAACGAUGGCCGAGGAAGGCAUUGCUGCUGGAGGUGUAAUGGAUGUUAACACUGCCCUGCAAGAAGUGCUGAAGACCGCACUUAUCCACGAUGGCCUUGCUCGUGGAAUUCGUGAAGCUGCCAAAGCUCUUGACAAACGCCAAGCCCAUCUGUGUGUCCUGGCUUCCAACUGCGAUGAACCAAUGUACGUCAAGCUAGUUGAAGCACUGUGUGCAGAGCACCAGAUUAACCUUAUCAAGGUUGAUGACAGUAAGAAACUUGGUGAAUGGGUUGGUCUCUGCAAGAUCGACAGAGAAGGCAAACCUCGCAAAGUAGUUGGUUGCAGUUGUGUGGUUGUCAAGGACUAUGGCAAGGAAUCACAGGCCAAAGAUGUAAUUGAAGAAUAUUUCAAGUGUAAGAAAUGAACAUCUCAAUAAAAAGAUUGUGCCUGGUA
Molecule: messenger RNA, 550 nt
Organism: Bombina bombina (fire-bellied toad)
Lineage: Eukaryota; Metazoa; Chordata; Amphibia; Anura; Bombinatoridae
Gene: RPS12
Product: ribosomal protein S12
Exons: 6
Coding region: 123-521 (132 amino acids)
Biological process (GO): translation
Cellular component (GO): ribosome; cytosolic small ribosomal subunit
Molecular function (GO): structural constituent of ribosome
Source: RefSeq, a predicted model, not a curated record